AAUGAGCUGUUACUGUAGAAAUGAUGAUGUAUCCGAACAUGAACAUUAAAUCAUGCACAAAUUUAUACACUUUAAAAUAUUGAAAUUAAAAUAAUUCUUUUUGUUCUCUUUUGUUCAGUAAAAAAAAUCUAAUAUGUUUCUAUACUAUUUGACAGAAGGCUCUUUUUUCAGCAGCUUCAUUCAUCUAAAGCAGAAUGAAAGGAAACGGGUCGUCCCUGUAUGCGUACCUGCAUGUCUCCCUCCCCUUGUCCCUCCCCUUGUCCCUCCCCUUGACACAAACACACCUGCAGAUAUGAUCACAAUGUUUUAAGUCACUAGUAUAGUAACUGUUGUGAGAGAAGCAGAGACGAAUAAGUGGUUCAACACACAACCAAACAUCCAGGAAAUGGCAUCGACCUUCAGCCUUCUGCCGGAGAAGUAUUUCCGGUGCACGCUGUGUGAGGAUAUCUUCAGCAGUCCGGUCACAACACCUUGUGGUCACAGCUUCUGUAAAGUGUGUUUGCGCAAAUACUGGAGCCGCACCGGCUCGGGCAAAUGUCCUUUCUGCAGCAAGGUCUUCACCUCCAAACCUCACCUCAGCAUCAAUCGUAUACUAGCAGAUGUUACAGAGCAAUACAGAAAAUCACGGAAAGAUGGAAAAGCGAAAUCUGUCAGUGUGGGUGGACUUUUAAACGAAACUUAUGAGCAGAUAGAGAAAACAGACACUGAGGUGGAGCACAUGAUCGAAGAGAGGAUUCAGAAAAUGGAGAAACUCAAACAGUCUCUUAAACUCCUGAAGAGCUCGUGUCUGCGGGAGGUGCAGGAGAGUCAUAGGGUCUUCUCUGCCCUCCUCAGCUCGGUGGAGGCAGCUCACAAAGCGGUGGUGGCCGAGGUGGAAGAGAAACAACAAGAGGCUGAGAAACGAGUGGAGCGACUCAUGAAGGAGCUGGAGAAAGAGAUCGCAGAACUGGAGAGUGGACAGACAACACCGGACGAUCUUCUGGAUACUAAAGACUUUCUUAAAAGAAGUUUCCUUCAUUUACCCAGAGAGAUGAGGGACUGGACAAAGGUGACUCUGGAGACAGAUCCAUGUGUGGGAUUCACCAGGAAAGCCAUGAGCGAUUUCGUCAACAACGUCAGGGCCGAGGCUAACAAACUCUCUAAAGCAGAGCUGAACAAGCUGCAGAUAUACACAGUGGACCUCACACUGAACCCUCGCACAGCUCACGCCAACCUCUCGAUCUCAGACGACAGGAAGCAGGUCAGACACACCACCAAGGAGCAGGAGGUUCCUGAAAAUCCCAAAAGGUUUGACCGUGUGACCAACGUGAUGUCCAAGGAAGCCUUCAUCUCAGGUCGACACUACUGGGAAGUAGAAGUAGGAAACAAGACGGACUGGGACCUCGGCGUGGCAAGAAACUCUGUUAACAGGAAGGGGAAAUUUACCGUCAGUCCAUCAAACGGCUUCUGGACGCUCAGCCUGAGGAGUGGAAAUCAGUACACGGCUAACACGCUGCCUCCGACCAGUCUGUCCCUCACCUCCAAACCCAGAAAGGUGGCCAUUUAUCUGGAUUACGAUAUGGGACGUGUUUCCUUCUUCUGUCCUGAUUCAGGGAUUCAUAUCUACACGUUUACAGACAAGUUUAAUGAAAGACUUCAUCCGAUUUUUAACCCCAGACGACUGCACGGAGGCAAAAACGCUGCGCCGCUCAUCCUCACCAGCAACUGCUGCACCAUUUAAUCUUGGUUUUUUUUCAUGUUCGUAUUACAGUUAAAUCUCUAAUGAGCUUGAAAAGAAAAGACACAACUAAUUUAUUUUAUUAUAAUUACAUAAUAAAUAUCUAAAAUUGUUUUAUUACACCUUUACUGUAUAGAAAUAAGUAUAAAUGCUAUGAAAUAAAAUGAUUAAAUGGAUACAUGAUAUGUUUAAACAGAACGACACGCUCGCACAGAUCUUGGGACUCAGGAGACUAGACAACUGAAUGACAAAACAGAAACCAGGAGACAUGAUGACACAAAAACACACAAACACAAACACAAGGACUCCAAGCUGUCCGUGACAAAAAGCUGUACUGUAUAUCAAACCUCAGGUUCAGAUGAAUGUACUCUUUCUAAUACACUAUUGUUGUCAUAGCGACAGCAAAGGAAGAGACUAUGUACUAUGUUUCUCGUCUAUCUUCAAGACAGACAGAUUUACACUUAGCACUGGUGAGGGAACUAUUACAUGCAGCUGCUAUAAAUAUAAUAUAUCAAUAAUAAGUGUAGCGAUUGGUGAUGUGAGAGGAAUUAAAGACUGUAACAGAACGUCCAGGUGUUCGACUCCUUAAACGG
This is a messenger RNA of Tachysurus fulvidraco (yellow catfish), 2310 nucleotides long. RefSeq names its product bloodthirsty-related gene family, member 2 (gene btr02). The transcript has 7 exons. Gene Ontology annotation, molecular function: protein binding; metal ion binding. The record is from RefSeq and is a predicted model, not a curated record. Bases 386 to 1720 code for a protein of 444 amino acids. NCBI's taxonomy places the organism in Eukaryota, Metazoa, Chordata, Actinopteri, Siluriformes, Bagridae.